AUGACUUUCAACCGGACGCCAAGUCAACCGGCGUCAGAAGUGUUAGACAUGGGAUUCCCCCACCUAUAUGAAUUAAAUUUCCACCAUUCACCUGAUCCAAUGAAGAGCCCUUUAAACUGUCUGGCAGUCAAUCGUCCGGCCAGUACCUCGGCCAAAGAGAUUCCACUGCAAGACAGUCCUCUGGACAUGUGUUUCGAUGCACUUCCGGUUCAACAUGAGCAUCCGGACCAGAUGCCUUUGGAUAUGGGCUUUGGCAUGCAUCCGGUUGAUCAUGCACCUCCGGCUCAACAUGAGCAUCCGGACCAGAUGUCUUUGGAUAUGGGCUUUGGCAUCAAUCCGGUUGAUCAUCUACCAGAUCAGUCAGUUGAUCUUGAACCGGAAGACAGGCCUUUGGAUAUGGGCUUUGGUAUCCAUCUGGUUCAUGAUUUUCCGGAUCAGUCAUUGGAUAAUCGACUUGAUGACAUGCAUUUGGACAUGGGAUUUGAGACGCUGGAUCCCGUACAUGUUCUGCCUGAUCACUCGGUUGGUGGACCAGAACCCAUCGGAUUUGUUAUCCAGCGCGCUGUACAAGAUUUGCGCUUGGCGAUCCACUGGUUGGAGAUGGAAAGGAAUCAUGGUACAAUGUCACCGGAAGAAGUGUCUGUCAGCCAGGAAGUUCUUCAGUCCACCAAUGAGUUGUUGUUGUCAUUUCAAUUGAUAUCAAUAUACCGACUGUCGACUUGA
Molecule: messenger RNA, 723 nt
Organism: Suillus discolor
Lineage: Eukaryota; Fungi; Basidiomycota; Agaricomycetes; Boletales; Suillaceae
Exons: 5
Coding region: 1-723 (240 amino acids)
Source: RefSeq, a predicted model, not a curated record